AUGGGUAUAGGCGCCGUCGCGGAGCCACUAGUUGUGGUGACCUUGCUCUUCGGAGGCACCUGGGUGAAUCGCAACAAAGAGUACAGAUUGUUCGGCCGACGAAGAGACCACACAACAUCCCCUCGAUCACCCUCGCAAGAUUCUGAGUCAGGACGUUCCUCCGUAUCAUCAAGCGAUUCACUGCUACCUGGUGUCGACGAGGUCCCGAAAUGGCGAACACGAGAGCUACGAGUCUUCGGUUUUCGGACAGAAGUCACAUCGCCCAACUCGAGAAGGUUCAAGGACUACUUCCUGAGCCGACUACUCAAGAAAUUCCCCUUCUUGGUUGAAGCAUGGUAUUGGGCUCUGAUCUACUGGGUCUACCAACUAGGCCGCGCUUUCAGUGCCGUAACAAUGCGCGAAGGCACCGUAAACGUCGCCCGCCGGCACGCCCUGCAACUAAUCCACCUCGAGCAAUCCCUCCACAUAUUCCGUGAACUCAGCGUGCAACACUGGUUCCUCCAACAACCCCUACUCCUCCACUGGACAAACCGGAUAUAUAGCUUCAUCCACAUCCCCGGCACCAUCCUCUUCCUCGUGUUUCUUUUCUUCUACACAACCAUGCAGAACCGCGUCGACCUCCCCUCGUACCGCCAACGAAAUCACAAGUCCACCUCUCCUUCGCGCAACGAACCGCACGGCAGUCCUGCGGGACCGAAACUCUACGAGGCGCGCCGCCGCACGAUGGCAACAUGCAAUCUCAUUGCCUUCAUCAUCUUCACGCUCUGGCCGUGCAUGCCACCGCGCCUACUCUCCGACCCAGACGUGCCCGGUGCCGUGGGCAAAGAAGCACGAAGCUUCGGGUUCGUAGACACAGUGCACGGCGCCGAGGGCGAGAGUAGCGUGUGGACCCAGAACAAGUUUUGCAACCAAUACGCUGCGAUGCCCUCGUUGCACUUUGGAUAUUCGCUUUUGAUUGGACUGACGAUUCUGUCGUUACCGUUAGCACCACAACAUCAGCGCUCGAGGGUCUUGAGCGUACGUACGCCAUUUGCGGGGAACACGCUUAGGCUUAGACUGCCGGGGGCGAGACGCCUCGCAUGCUUGGUUGUAGGAGUUGCGUACCCGACUAUCAUUCUCGUAGCCAUUGUUGCGACAGCGAAUCACUUCAUUCUCGAUGCUGUGGCGGGCGCGAUGGUGUGUGGACUGGCGUGGACAGGGAAUCGUGUGUUAUUGAAUCUGCUGCCUCUGGAGGAUUACUUUUUGUGGUGUGUUAGGAUUGACAAGCCGGAGAGGAGGGCGGUAUUGUUUGAGGUUGGCGAGGAUGAUGAGAGGGUGUUAAGGAAGGGUGUUGUUGUUCGAUGA
Macroventuria anomochaeta is the source of this 1344-nucleotide messenger RNA. RefSeq lists its product as uncharacterized. The record is from RefSeq and is a predicted model, not a curated record. Gene Ontology annotation, biological process: inositol phosphoceramide metabolic process; sphingolipid biosynthetic process. Lineage: Eukaryota; Fungi; Ascomycota; Dothideomycetes; Pleosporales; Didymellaceae. Gene Ontology annotation, cellular component: inositol phosphoceramide synthase complex. Gene Ontology annotation, molecular function: inositol phosphoceramide synthase activity. Bases 1 to 1344 code for a protein of 447 amino acids. The transcript is spliced from 2 exons.